Messenger RNA from Varroa destructor (honeybee mite), 2149 nucleotides. Its product is annotated as metallo-beta-lactamase domain-containing protein 1. Lineage: Eukaryota; Metazoa; Arthropoda; Arachnida; Mesostigmata; Varroidae. The record is from RefSeq and is a predicted model, not a curated record.
UCACUUGUUUUCGAUGCUACAAUAUAUGGCUGCCACAUUCAGGAUCGUAUCAGUUACGAAUCCAUCUUGUCUUCUAGGUAUGAACAGUUAGAAAUGUGACGGAUUAAAGCGCGGACGAAUUCUACUCUUUAGCGAAGCAGCUCACACGGACAUGUUACACGUUAGAUCCAAGUACACGCGCAAGCUGUCUCGUGUCGGAAACCUAUUGAACGGACAUUGUACCGGCAUAAUGAGCCGCCAAGGAACCUAGUUAGCAUUUGGCCAUAAAACAGGCCUAUUAAGUACGAGGCAGUUAUGGGAGCUGGAGGUUGUCGACACACUCGCACAUACUCGUAAAUUCAAACCUCUGGAUAGAGCAUGUUGCGUGAAGCAGUAACAAGCAGAGGCAUUCGAAAAUUGAAGAAAGAACAUUUUUCAAAGUUAGAACAAUGGCGUCUUCAGAAUUUAUCAACAAAGUGGAGGUUUUAUUCGAUGGAUUUUCGCGAAUGGAAGCCGAAGGCUCGUCUGUCAUGUACGCAAACUGCAGUUGUAGCCUAGUGAUUGGCGAAGACGUAAAAAUUAUUGUAGAUACAAUGACACCAUGGGAUGGACCACGACUCCUCAAUGCGCUCGCCAAAAGAGGAAUCACGCCAGACGAGAUCACUCACGCAGUUGCAACGCACGGACACUCUGAUCACAUUGGUAAUCUGAAUCAUUUUCUCAAAGCGAAACACAUCAUUGGAACAUCGAUGAAUUAUGGAGAGAUAUACUACGAUGUUCUUCAAAACGGCACAAGUUUAAAGUUAGCUAGAGGCAUUGAAGUGGUCCCUACCCCUGGGCACACAGCAUCCUGCGUUACGGUUAUUGCAUUGGGAACUGAGAAAGGUACAAUAGCAAUCACCGGAGAUCUUUUCGAGACGCGGCAGGACGUAUUCGAUCCACAUAUUUGGGAACAUCAAGCCGGGUCGGAGAACCCAGUUCAGCAGGCGCAAAAUCGACAAAAAGUUCUUCGGAUCGCCAACUAUAUCAUACCGGGGCAUGGACCUAUGUUUGAAGUCACCGAGGAGAUGCGCUCUUUUCAUGACAACUAUGUACGACAAAUGCGCUCCCAGUAUAUGAAUACAUCCUUGGCGAGUGUUGAAAGACUAAGGCGAAACCAGGAACUGGAACCACGACAGCCGCAAAAACCGAGUGAUAGCGGCGACGAUAAUGGCGACUACGAAAAUGCGAAUCAAGGCCGGGACGAAAAGGUUCCCGAAGUCGAAGAACUUCAUCAUAAUCGUUUGUGAACUCGGUAAACGUAAUCGUGAAACGCUUGAACGAAACAGAGCAACGAUCAUUUCGCGUACAUACAAUACACAUCAUCAAUUUGCUGGACCUAUAUAUAUACAACUUCUAAUUAUGUGUAUCCAUUAGUAAUUUCAGUGUGCGACGAUUUAGGAUAAACGAUCUCCUCCUCCUUGAACAGCCUUCGUCAAAACGUAUCAGAGUUGAAUCUUGUCAAAUUAAUUCAUGUACAUAAAAGUCCGAUUUAAAUCCCUCUAGUAUAUGUAGUUCGUUUGAUAUCCGUUGUCAUGGAAAAUAUAGUUUAGAUCAGUCGCACUAACCAAGAUUUAUACCAAACAAGAGAAGUACGAGGGUUUUGUCUCGCAGAGCGUAACUGCAGGAAAGCUAAACGCAUGUAGGAAAAGUAUAUAAGUGCCUGGUAGCCUCCACGUGUAAAGCAGAUAUGGAAGAAGAGAUACUUUUUUUAUAUAAAAUAAAUUGCUCGUACUUUUAAAAUAGUAUUGAAGAUCGAUUUUUACAAAAUUUUUACUCCCUGGAGUGGAACUGCUGAGUACCGGUGACGAAUGUAGUCAUCGAGGAAAAAAAAAUCCAACUUUUUUCAAACUGGAAAAGUACGACUAAUAGUCAUUUCAAUAAUCGCUUAAACAAAGAUGUCUCUGUUAUGCACUAUGAUAUGAAUUCCAAAAAGUGUGAAACUUCAUAUCAAUUUCAAUAUUUUAUACAAAUGGACUUCUGUGACUUCCUUCAGAUCAACUAAACAUUUUUUUGCUUGCCCAAAAUUUGGGGAACGCGUUGAAUAAUAGUCAAGCAACAUGACCAAGUUCUAAAGGAUUCCUUGUGAAAUGUGAUUAUAUUUUUUAAAUUAAAUUAAAUUAGUGUUACG